AUGUCAACAACCCUAACUUUCUUCUCCCUUUUGGUAAGAGACAUAUACUGUAUCAAUAUACCAGUACUCAGCUGACCACGGCGGCUGGAGCAAAGACCCUCUUCUACGUUCAAGUCCACUUUUUUAUGGAAGUCUCGGUGCCGGCCAUGCGGAACACUACCGCCAGCGUACAGGAUUGCGUUGACUUGGCCGCGCAGCGCGAUGAUGUAAAGGUCAUAAUGUACAAGGGAACGACGUGCUACGGGUAUACCGGUAUUGGUGGGUAUACGUACAGGAGCGAAAAGGGCUACGGUUACGUACGCAUGGAGGGAUGCUUGAAAACGUCGACGAUUAAUACUGAACGGCUCUUGGUGGAUGUUAGUAAGUGCAGUGAAACUUGAGACCAAAAAGACAAAAAGAAGCUGUCGAUAACGCAUCGCGACUUUUCGGGUCGACGACAGUUUGGGUCUACACGAAAUCGAUCGAUACGAGGUGCAGGGCAGGUGGAGGCUCAAAAAAAAAGAUUUUAGGAGGUACCUACGAGGCCUGGAAUAGCCGUUGGAUACUCGGCGAAGGCUUGGGGGAGAAGGCUUGCAAUAAGAUGACUUUUCUAAUUUUAACUCUUAACUAUACUAAUAUAUUAGUCGGUAAAAAAACAUUCCCAUAAUUUUCGGGAAAAGUUAUGAAAGUUGUGUAACUUUCUGGAAACUUCUAUCAUGUGACUAUGUAAGGGUGAUAUGAUAACAUGCAGGCUGACAUGUAACUUGUCCCCGUAGCGCCGGCCAAACGUGGGAGAAUGUCCGUCCCAAAGUUGCUUAUUCGAUGCGCCAAACUUUACAACUAUCGCAAAAGAUAUUUCUAAAAAAACGCAGACCUCUAAGUUGUAUCUCGAUAUUAUUGAUGUGAGUAAAUGUAAAAUACCUCAAAAUAGGCGAUAAGCUACCCUAGACCUGGCCAAUCUUAACAUUUCUACUAACUAAGCCUUCUCCUAGCCUCCCACAUGCAUACAACGGCAAAUCGAAGCACCCCAAAGUAUCGUCGACCCGAACUGUCGUUGACCCGAAAAGACGUAGCGCCGUCUAAUAACGAAUAACUUGAGAGUUAAACGCCAAUUCUAGGAGGCCAAAAGGAACUGCCUUGGACAAAACCUUUCUAUAACCAAUGAUUUUUUUGUCCUUUGCGAUUUGUUGUACAAGGUCGCCACAGUAUUUAUAUUGUAAAAAUGUCGUUCAUUUACAGUGUACGGAGAAAGUAUAUGCACAAAUGUCUCCGGGAAAUACCUACCUGCUCGUGUAAACACGACGUACGAUGUCAAUUCCGGUUAUUGUCAAGUUACGGUAAGUCGUGGUGGAAAGUAAGGGACAUAAUACAGUGAGGGACCUGAUCCAGUGGCAAAAAACGUAUCAUUUUGCAUCCGGGAAGUAUCAAAAAUAUGGCAAAAUGCCUCCCUCUCCAACUAAAAAACUCCUUUCCUAAAAAUAAAAUUUAAAAAUAAAAUUUGAGUUUUUUCACUUGGAGAGGGAGGUAUUUUGCUGCUUUUUUGAUACCUCCCGGCUGCAAAAUGGUACGUUUUUUGCCACUGGAUCAGGUCCCCCACUGUACGACAGGAGCCGUAUGUUAACGCCGACGGCUUCCCGAACUGGAUGGUUGGUCGAGUGGUUAACAAAACCAGCGGCAACAUGACGAAUUAUGUCAUGACUAGGGGACGUAAGUAUGGAAAUUUAAGGCAAAUGCUUACUUGGGCCGCUUCAGAAGUCACCAACAUUACACGAUACACAUGUCAACCGUAUGUUGGUCAACGUACCAUCUACAACAAUCGGACAUACUGCUUUAACGAAACAGACAGUUUUUCGUCAUCCGAGACAACUUCAAAAAAUUACUGUGCGGACGUUUUUGAUGGCGGCAAAACCGUCGAGUUUAUUCACCCACUCUUGUAUACGUAUGUAUUUGGUAAGUUCGCCAUCUUUACGCUAUAAUCGAUUGGUAGGCUAUCGCACAUGGCAAAAUGCCACAGCCUUUGCCGGAUUACUCAAGAAUGACCAGUCGGGAUAUAGCUUUGUUGGCUCCAGCUCAAGCGUUAACAUCACCUCCCUAAACUGGAAAUCAGGCUAUCCAAAGGGUGGGAAAUUUGUGAUGAUGAACUCGGAUUACGGUAGGGACUGAGACCAAGAGAUCAUGGAUUUUUAGAGCUCGAGGAUAUGAACGGCCCGUUCAAUUCGACCAUCAAGUGUAUGAGCGAUCCCGUCUUAAUUGGCAACUAA
Bursaphelenchus xylophilus (pine wood nematode) is the source of this 2240-nucleotide messenger RNA. Lineage: Eukaryota; Metazoa; Nematoda; Chromadorea; Rhabditida; Aphelenchoididae. The record is from the annotation of a GenBank genome assembly.